AUGCCCCACCUUCAUCGAGUGCGGAGGGUGGAGACGCAGCAUCCAUUCCAGAGUAGCUGCCAGGCGCUCGCGGCGCACCCGGACAAGCAGCGGCAGAGGACCGCCUUACCAUCACUAAGGGGUGAUGUAUUUGCAGAAAUAAAUGAUUUGGUCCGCGGCGGGUUCCAGCCGCGCCUUCCGACUUCGCUGCCGCCCCCAGGGCAGCAGCAGCAGCCGUCGCCGCUACCACGCCGACAGCCCGUCCCGUUGAUGCCUCCCGCGCAGCUUCAUCCGGGAGCGCCCCAGGUGGUCGCUCCGGCGCCUGCGGUCCCUCUUCAGUCGCCACCACAUUCGGAGCUGAUGGACGUCGACCCCUCAGCCGGGCCGCCUUCCCAAGCGGUGGCUGUGCAGCCUGUCCUGCAGCCGCUUUCCUUGGGCUCCCCCAAGGAGUCUGACACCGCAGCGCCUUGUCCGGCGCCCACUCAGCAGCCAUCGACGCAGCGUCAGGAGACGCUGCCUCUCUUCGUGGGUCCCAACGCCCCGUCGCGUCCAGUACCAGAAGCUGCGCCCGUGGUCACAGGCCCAGCAGCCGGCAGGCCUUUCACAAAAACGGCGCCCCGGCCUGGCCGUUGUGUUUACCCUGAAGACGGGACGUCGCGGCUCGUAACUCUGGACGCCCAGAGCCGGAGGCGCUUUGAGACGCAGCAGGAGGCCGGCAACCCAAUACUCUUGGCGGCGGCGGCGGCGGCGGCGGCGGCGGCGGCGGCAUCCGCUGUGGCCAACACGCUGCCGACCACCGAGAGCGGGGGCGGGACUAGGGAGGCGGCGGGGGCGGAGAGAGAGAGGCGGCGAAACGGCGCGCAGGAAGUCGCCGCCGAGAUAGGGCCCGCCGCCAUUAUCACAGCUCCCCCCACCACCGCCUCCAGCAGUUCUCACGGCACCGGCUAA
Molecule: messenger RNA, 927 nt
Organism: Schistocerca americana (American grasshopper)
Lineage: Eukaryota; Metazoa; Arthropoda; Insecta; Orthoptera; Acrididae
Product: predicted GPI-anchored protein 58
Exons: 4
Coding region: 1-927 (308 amino acids)
Source: RefSeq, a predicted model, not a curated record